Molecule: messenger RNA, 1578 nt
Organism: Acyrthosiphon pisum (pea aphid)
Lineage: Eukaryota; Metazoa; Arthropoda; Insecta; Hemiptera; Aphididae
Exons: 2
Coding region: 155-1384 (409 amino acids)
Source: RefSeq, a predicted model, not a curated record
UUGUGUUUAUACAUUCAACUAUUGGUUGUUAUACGUUGUUACUAAUACGUUCUCUUUCAGCACGGAUUUUGACAUACAAUUUACAUUUAUCAGUACCUUAAUAUUGUACCUACUCUAAACUCGACCUAACUUUUAGGUACUUGGGGAUGUCCAGAUGGAAGAUGGUGAUGACGUGGAAGGAAUGGAGGUGGUGGACGACAUGGAAAGAGUGGAGGUGGUGGACGACAUAGAAGGAGUGGAGCUCCAGAUAGAGGAGGUAGUUGAGGAAAUGGAACUCGUGGAGGUCCAGAUAGAGGAGGUGGUUGAGGACAUGGAAUACGUGGAGGUCCAGAUAGAGGAGGUGGUUGAGGACAUAGAAUUCGUGGAGGUCCAGAGAGAUGAUGUGGAUGGAGAGGAGGUCCGGAUGGAGGAAGUGGAAGUGGUCCACGGUCAGGUGGAGGGGAUUGAGGACGUGGAAGUAGUAGAAGUGUUUGACUUCCAGGUGGAGGACAAUGAGGAAGUGGUGGAGGACGACUACCAGGUAGAAGAGAAUGAGGACGUGGAAGUGGUCGGUCAACCCAGAGUGCGUGCGCCAAUGAUUUACCGGCAGGCGGGCGUGACACACCCGCUUCCAGAGCGGCACAACGCGGGCGCGUUGGACAGAGUCUGCACAAAGUGUAACGCCCGCCACUUCAGUGAAGAGCAAACGGCCCGGGGUCACUUCUUCACGUGUUGUAACAACGGCCAAGUGACCGCUGCAGGACAACGCGCAUUGUUGCCCGUCCCUUAUUUAAUACAGAGUUUGUUUAUAGAUGAUUCGCAGGAUGGCCGUAGAUUCCGGGCGGACGUUCGGCGGUACAACAACGUUCUGGCAUUCGCUGCGUUUACCUGCGAUGCAAACGACAGACGUUUGCCAGGGCGGGGACCGCCGGUGUGGAUUGUGCACGGUCAGACCUAUCGGAGGACCAACAAUGAGGUGGCCGUUGCCCCGGGAAAUGCCAACAACUGUCAGUUGUAUUUCCUAGAGUCCGGAGAGGCCAACCACCGGCGCCUGGAUAUUGCACGACAGACAAAUCACGAACUGUCCGAAAUCGUGAUGGGAUUAUUGGACGGUUUGCUGCGGGACAUCAACCCGUACGCUAUGGCUUUUAUGAACAUGCGUCAGGUGUGGCUGGCAGAAAGAGCCCUAGCUGAUCCCGCAGCUGGGCCACCUAGACCAGUCCGGAUGCAUUUCGUCGAAGAUGCGGCCCGGGAUAUGGGCCGGAACAACCUGCCUACCGCAAAUGAAGUUGCGGCCGUGUUCGUAGGUGAAGGUGGUCUUCCUCCCAGACACAUCAAUCUGGUCAUCUACGACACCAAUCCAAUCGACCAGCAACGGAGGACGCAAUUCAUACCAGCGGGUUAGUUAAUAAAUAUUUAACACUUACAAUAUUUACUAUACACUAGGAAUGAAUUACUUCCUUUUCGCCUGUUGUACACCUCACACACACACACACACACAUAAUAUUAGAACAGAUGUCACAAUUACGAGUCUAACUGCUACCAACGAAGAGUUAAAUUACACCCCAUAAUAUAGAAUCAUAGCUUUACAACAUUAUA